UCUGGUCACACCAUUUCAGUGAUUCAUACAAAAUCUCCACUAAAAACAACGUAAAUUGAUAAAAUCCACCCGUUGAAGUUGCAAACCAACUGCCAGAAACUUUUUCGCUCUUCAUUCGCUAGUGCAAAUUCAUCAAGCUGGGUAACGACAUGUCUACGAGUUCCAUGGAAAAACACCUUUUCAAUCUAAAGUUUGCCGUAAAGGAGCUGGAACGGAACUCCAAGAAAUGCGAGAAGGAGGAGAAGCUGGAGAAGGCGAAGGCCAAGAAGGCGAUCCAGAAGGGCAACAUGGACGUGGCCCGCAUUCACGCCGAGAACGCGAUUCGGCAGAAGAACCAGGCGGUCAACUACCUCCGGAUGAGUGCCCGCGUGGAUGCGGUGGCCAGCAGAGUGCAGUCCGCCCUCACCACCCGCAAGGUCACCGGCUCCAUGGCAGGCGUGGUCAAGGCCAUGGAUGCGGCGAUGAAGGGCAUGAACCUGGAGAAGAUCUCCUCGCUGAUGGAGAAGUUUGAGUCGCAGUUCGAGGACCUGGACGUCCAGAGCUCCGUGAUGGAGGGCACCAUGUCCGACACGGUAACCACCUCAGUGCCCCAGGGCGAUGUCGACAACCUGCUCCAGCAAGUGGCCGACGAGGCUGGCCUCGAGCUCAACAUGGAGCUGCCCAGCGGAGUCCAGAGCCAGUCGGUUGGAGCCUCCACGGCCGUGUCCCAGGAGCAGGACGAGCUGACCCAGCGACUGGCACGCCUCCGCCAGGCCGAAUAGAACUGCGCAGCCCAGCCCGUUGAAUUUCUGUUUUAGCAAUUAAGUACAUUCAAAAUAUAAAUAAGUAUAAAUUCAGUGA
Drosophila takahashii is the source of this 840-nucleotide messenger RNA. It is a transcript of the gene Chmp1, whose product is annotated as charged multivesicular body protein 1. The record is from RefSeq and is a predicted model, not a curated record. Gene Ontology annotation, biological process: endosome transport via multivesicular body sorting pathway; protein transport; late endosome to vacuole transport. Gene Ontology annotation, cellular component: multivesicular body; ESCRT III complex. Lineage: Eukaryota; Metazoa; Arthropoda; Insecta; Diptera; Drosophilidae.